Molecule: messenger RNA, 2772 nt
Organism: Fusarium tjaetaba
Lineage: Eukaryota; Fungi; Ascomycota; Sordariomycetes; Hypocreales; Nectriaceae
Exons: 3
Coding region: 1-2772 (923 amino acids)
Source: RefSeq, a predicted model, not a curated record
AUGCCGGCGCGAAGGGGUGGGAAGUCUGCUCCACGCUCAAAGCGUACGCGGCAUUCAGCGAGGAUUGUGGCCCUCGGGCAACUCGACACUACCCCAAACCGUCACGAUCAGUCUCCUCGUGCAGUUCAGACUCAGGACCCAAUACCGGCAUUGCCAAAUCAGGGCGCAAAUCCUAAGCCUCCAAACUCUGAGAUCCCGUCGACAAACGAAUUUGAUGAUGACCUCAACGAUGAUGAUCUGAGGCGGCUGGUUGAAGCUGAAGCCGUCCCAUCCGCUCAACCACCUAUUGAUUUCUCAUGGUCUGAAAUCGGUUCAACACGCCGCAGCUCGCCUCUACGGGAAGACGAGCCAAGCUUUUUAGACAACCAAGAUUCUCUUCUCGACGAAUUUUCCAGUCCAAAGUCCGGUCUAGGCAAGCUUCCCAACACUCAGCCACUGCCAUCUGAGCCUGAUCAGGAAAGCAAAGAACCUCCUUUUGUUGACUUUUCUGAGACAGCUUCUACUGUGCGGCGAAGUUCACCUUAUUAUUCCUUGGCUGCCUCUCAGAUCGGAGAUGACGAGCCUCUGAAUUUCGCUGAAAACAAUCCUUUGGCACCACUACCAAGUACCAUACAAGAUUCGAUACAGUCUCUUGGGUUACCACCUUUUCCUGAACUAGAAGCCAUGGAUCACUUGCCGGAAGACGAGUUAUAUGAUGUCACGCCUCCCAAGUCGACGGCUGAGCUUGAAGCUGAGACAUCGCGAAAAGAGGAGGAAGCACCUAAAGCUGCCCCAGAAAGUUCACAGCGUCCUAAGAAGUUGAAUUCGUCACAGAACUCAAAAACAAAAGGCAAGCCAGGGAAGAGCUCAAAAAAGCACGAUGCUCUUGUGAGAGUGUUGGAGGAAGAGCUGGAAUCGUCAGAAGAAGACGAAGGAGAGGAGCAAGCAUCUUCACCCCCUGAAAAGCCACCAGCGAAGCCCCCAAAGCGAAAGAACGGCGCUCGUAAAGGCAAGGAAACACCUGAAAGUAAGCCUGCCACUACGGCAACUCAGGAUACACGGAAAAGUGAGCAACGACCAAAGGAAAAGAAAGGCCGGAAACAACGAGCGAAGACUCCCAUCCAAUUUGACGAAAAGACACAGGAAAUAAAAGAGGUAACACCACGCAGGGUACCGGAACAGCAACCUCGCAUGCCAAUCGUCAGCAGUCUCAGGAAAUCGUAUGCUGCAUCUGUCUCUCCCAUGGCAAGUGCAGGGAAAGGGACGCCCGGCUCGAAACGAAAGCCUGCACCGAAGCGCAAACCGCCUGUUAAAGGCACUUCCCAGAAGGAGAAAGCUUCCCAGAAAGUCCCUCCAGCUACACGAAAAUCAGAUUUGAAGAAUGUGGUGCCUCAAGAGAAACCUGAUACGACUGAAAAGGGAAAAGAACGUGUAGUUCUUGCAACAAAAGUAGCAGCUAAGCCUUCACCUGCGAUUACCAAGAGAAUAACCCGAGCCAAUGUAAAAGAGGAGGAAGCACCAGUAUCGCAGCCUCUACAAGUCCAAGAGGCACCAAAAACAAAGAACGAGACCCAGGGGUCAACCCAGGACCCUGUCGUGCUCUCUAGCGACCCUGAAAGCUCUUUGUUCUCGGAUGAUGACGAUGCCUUUGUCCCAAUCGAAGACUUGCACCCAAGAGAGAAGACUCAGCCAGCAAGGAAGGUUCAAUCAGUAAUGGGAGAGUUGCUUGUUGACCCAAUUGUCGACGUAGAACCAGCAGGCCAUGCUCGUCGUGAGAAACCGCAACCUUCUACACGCCCACAGACCCUACCGCAUAAUCCCGAGGCUCCUGGCCCUUCGCGUCCUCAAGAAGAACAAAUCUCUCAGCAGAGGACAGCAACGACGAUUAAGCGGGACCCUAAGCAACUUGUUGAAGAACCUCUUCCAAGCACGAUUUCCCUUCAUGCAGCUCAGAGGGGCCGAGAGGUUUUGUCGGCUCGCGAUACUAAUAUUCUCGUUCAACAAGAUACCUCAAGAGCAAGGACCUUGAAAAGACCUGCUACGACAGUUGAUCCCAUCGUUGAUGCUUCUCACCCACCUCGCAAGAUCAGUAAAACUUCAAGGAGCUUCAGUGAAUCCCCAUAUACCGAUGGCAAUUACUUGCAACAAGAGUACCUCUCUAGUCUGGCAGCUGCUGAGGCCAUUCCUGACAAGACCAGAGUGGGAUUAAGACCUAAACCGAAAACGAAGGUCAAAACCGAGCCUGAAAAUUUGCGCCCUGAGCCAAGUUCAAGUGAUCAAGAUAUUCAUGCUCAGAUACUAGCGUCCCUGCAGGGACAAAAGGAAGCGACUGCCGAAGUGGAACAGGCCAUGGAGCAUGACAAAGUCCGCGGCAAUAGAGAGUCUCCCAGACAGACACGGCCGGCUGGGCCGAAUGCAGAGAUAGGAGAGAAACUCCAUGGACUAGUCGAGAUGAUGUUGGAUCAUCUCCAGGCCAAGGAAGGGAGCAUCUAUCGUGGCGCUGAUGCCUAUCGGAAGAAUGGCAUCAAUUGCGUGGACAAGAUCGAACGACGCUACAUGCAAGAGAGACAGGCGCUCAAUGAAACGUGGAAGAAGGAUAGUGAUAGGUUCCUCCGGGGGACGCGGGCAGCCAAGGCAGCGAUUGAUGAGCGCGGAAAGAUACGAGAGAAGGCGAUGCAGCAACUAAAUGAAACGGCAGCAAAGCGCCGUCACUUGUUUGAACAAGCGACGACAAGUUUACGAGCACUUCAUGGGCGAUUGAUGCAGGGAAACCUUGCAGACUACGAAAAUUGA